Tetrahymena thermophila SB210 is the source of this 516-nucleotide messenger RNA. RefSeq names its product transmembrane protein, putative. The transcript is spliced from 3 exons. The record is from RefSeq and is a predicted model, not a curated record. Lineage: Eukaryota; Ciliophora; Oligohymenophorea; Hymenostomatida; Tetrahymenidae.
AUGUUAGAAACAAUAUAUAAAACAUCGUAUAUUAACUCACUAAAAUUGGUGCUACCCCCCUCUACUCUUGAUUUUUUUAUUUACCAUUACAAUUAUUUUUUCAAUUUAAGUGUUUUAAUUUGUUAAUUAGUUUUUUAUUUAAUUAAUAUUUCUUUUUUUAAUUGUAAUUAUUUUUUCUUCUAUUUUUCUUAAUUGAAAUAAUUUUACUAUUAACAUUUGCUUUUAUUAUUUAAUAAUUAAUCUUAUUAUUUUAUAUUUUGUCUUCAUUUUUUUAUCUAAAUCAAUAAUUAAUUAAUAAAUUAUAUAUUUUUUCUUAUUUAUUUAAAAAAAAUUGGGAAUGAAAUUGGUGCAAUCAGUGCAUCAGACUUAGGCUAUGCUUUAGCAAAUUGCACUAAUCUCUCAAAUUUGACACUUUACCUUAUUAAUUGCUAAAUCAAUGAAUCAUAAUAAUUGAAAGUAAAAAGCAAGUAUCUUAAAUUAAAAAGAUUAGUUUUCUGUAUAAUAUAUUUCUAUUGA